Messenger RNA from Orbilia oligospora ATCC 24927, 2349 nucleotides. RefSeq lists its product as uncharacterized. Gene Ontology annotation, biological process: regulation of DNA-templated transcription; DNA-templated transcription. The record is from RefSeq and is a predicted model, not a curated record. NCBI's taxonomy places the organism in Eukaryota, Fungi, Ascomycota, Orbiliomycetes, Orbiliales, Orbiliaceae. The transcript is spliced from 4 exons. Gene Ontology annotation, molecular function: zinc ion binding; DNA binding; DNA-binding transcription factor activity, RNA polymerase II-specific. Bases 1 to 2349 code for a protein of 782 amino acids.
AUGCGGGAAGUCCCUAGUCAGUUUGUGAACAGUCUAGCGCCGCCAACUCUACCUCCUCCCGCUAUAUCCCAUUCCACGUCGGGGUCUCACUCCAGCAUGCAUUCUUUUGACUCCGGUUCUCCUAGGAGUCACCUAUCGGGAUCUAGUUCUGGCCAUCAUUCGAAUGUCGCUCCCGUCAAUAACACUUCCACCUCCGCUGGGUAUGGCGGCUCAAUACAUUCGAAUUCGGCCUCACCCGUGACCCAUCGAGAGAGCCCUAAUCUCUCGUAUUCGCACCCUGCAACAUUUGGGCCAAAGCGCGCCUACCGUCAGAGGAGGAAGGACCCUUCCUGUGAUGCAUGUAGGGAACGUAAAGUAAAGUGUGAUGCUACCGAUACUACUAGCUGCUCAGAAUGUUCUUCACGGAGCGUGAAAUGCCAAUUUACAAAAGAAACAAAUAGAAGGAUGUCUUCUAUAAAGCAAGUGCAGGAUCUUGAGAAGCAAUUGGCUCAAGCGAAGGCUCAGAUUCAAUAUCUGAAGACAGCCUCAAGGAAUAACUCAGCAGAGUCCGCUUCUGAGAUAAAUCUAAAUAUUCCAGAGCUUGGGGCUGAACCGCCAAAAAGAACGCCACCACCACCAAAUCCUAACCUAGCUAGCAUCCGGUCUCACCUAAGAGACUAUUGUCGCGGUGUAUAUCGACCACCACCACCAUAUCGAAUCAAUGGACAGCAGAAGCAGUUUGACCCACCAAUGCCGGAGCUGCCCCCGAGGCCCGUGGCUGACCAUCUCUUGACUCAAUUCAACGCCACAGUUCACAAUGUGGUCCCAAUACUGCACUGGCCGACAUUUGCAUCCGCAUGCGAAGCGCUUUAUCAACAUGGGGAUUUGUCAAAAGUUUCGCCUUCUUGGUUGUCAACAUUUUUUGCUGUAUUGUCUUGUGGUCUUCUAUUUACCGCCGAUGCUAAUAUCCUGGCAAUGUACCCGGACCGUGGCAAGAGUUUCAGUAUGAUAUCUCGGCAGUUGACGGAUCUUUUCAAUGAUGAGUUUUCGAUCGAUCAUGUUCGGGCAGCCUUGCUUAUGGCUGUUUACCUCACGGAAAUCAACUGCAAGAGCGCUGCUUGGACAUGGCUUGGAUCAACCGUCCGAAUUGCGCAGGAUAUUGGGUUGCAUAGAGAAACGGGGCCGUGGCCAGUGAUAGAAGGCGAAAUGAGGCGAAGGGUCUGGUGGGGUGUUUAUGUUUGGGAUAGGCUUCUAUCUGUUGAGAUGGGGAGACCCUUGAUGAUAUUGGAUGCCGAUUGUGAUGUUGGUUUGCCAUGUCCGGUCGACGACCAUUUUAUUUAUGACGAAGGGUUUAUGGUACCAAAUGGAGCACCGGAGCCAGCCAAUUACCUCCUCACAAUCAUCCAUGUCGUCCGAUUAGUCCCAGCUUUGUUGAAAACAUUGCAAUCAUCGACAUUGUCACCACAAACCCUAGCAGCAUUCGACAAUCACUUUAACGCAUGUCUCAAUACCUUUCCAUCCCAUUGUCAGCUUCAAAGUUCGCAACCGUUGGACGCUCGGUCGCUAUCACCUAUUACGUAUUUGCAGACAGCCCGACUUGUACUUCAUCGACAUAAUCUUUCCCCGAUUCAGGCGGCAGAUGUUCGUUCCGCGGCAGUUUCAGCUUGCGUAGAUAUUGCAAAGGACACAGUCCGAUUUUUAUCACGAUCUAUGCAACCUCAUUCGCACGCAUGGUCUCACAGCCUGGCGGCUGCGGCUACGACUCACAUCUGUCUCCAUAUUUGGCGCUGUAUUCUUUUCCUGUGCUUCAGAGCUCAGUACAACGAUGCACUAGUAUGUGUCAAUGCUUGUUCGGCCAUAGGGGAUGCGCGAAUAAUCAACCAAAGAACUGGGAGGUACAUAUAUGGUUUUUUGAAGAUGCUUGCGGAGAAAAUCUAUCAGGGUGGCCGAGAGAGCGUUGAAAGAGAUGAAGGUUUAUUGGCUCUCGUCUCAGCCGAUGCCCAGGGAAGUGCGGAGUCUUCAUGGGUGUGGGCUGGCAGUGAGACUGGUUUGGCUUUGAAUUCCCCCAUGGAGAAGGAAAGGGAGCGGGAGAAUCCACGACCAUCUUCUGCCCAAAUGCAAAUAGAUGAUGAAACCGACCUUGACGACUGGGGUGGUUGGAGCCAGGUCGAGCAAAUCAUCCAACAAUUGAAGUCUGACCAGGAGGCAAGAGAACAGCACGAACAGGCGGCUCGAGACCUUCAAAGCCUCGGUUCUACGAUUGUGCACCACACGAAGACCCCAAAUUCCUCUUCCGGACCUAGCACCAGCGCUACACCGACGGGCCAGAGCAGCGCCACUUCUAGGAUGACCAUUGCGAACAUAAUCUAA